AUCAUCAGUGAACCCAAGCCUCCAUUCCUUCGUUAGGGACUUAGCAGAGUAUAUACAAAAUAUGAAAACUACGUGUAACGUGUGAUCCAGAGCUAGAACGUGCUCCCCUGCUUUUUUUAUUAGCAGAGAGCCACUGACUACUUGACGAAAUGGAAAGCUAGCGCGUCGCAACGUGACGCCGAGUACGACCUCCUCCAUUAUUGCACGAACGCCAUUGCCAUCACCUCCUCCUCAUGCUCGAUGCAUGCCGAUGUGCGGGCGCGGCACAGGCCACCACCACCAACUGUCCUCUUGCCGUUUCACUCAGCUUUUCGCCUGCUGGUUCCCCCCAAUUCUAGCGAGGUAAGGUAUUUGCCCCGGGCCCCGCCCGUCAUCGUCAGGAGAUCCUCGGCCGCACGCCUCGGCCUCGACGUGCCGAGCAGCUUCCCGUCCCGUCCGCGAGACGCCAGCCAAAUGGCGCCGUGCGUGCUCAGCAGUCAGCACUUCCACCUCCAUGGGGAUGGGGCUCCCACUUCCACCCCGUCGCUGCUGAACUGAACCAUCCUAGUAGGUGUCGGCUCCGGCUCCGGGCUCCCUCUCCCCCUUUCCCUUCCCUUCCACCAGCCGGACUGCCGAACUCCGAACCGAAGGAGAGUGACGACGCGCCCCGCGCACGCAUCGCAGUCGCAUCAGUAACAAACAAAGGCAGAAGCUGUAACAACGACAGGAAACCAAACACCUCGCGUAUAGAAUCCGCCCGCCUGGUGGGGCGAGUAGGUGGCUGCCGGUGCCGGAGGGACGGCAAUGCCGGAGGCGGCGCGGGGCCUGCUGGAUCCGGCGGCCGAGGGGGAGGUGGAGCAGGAGGAGGAGUUCUACGAGUCGCUGGAUCGGAUCCUCUCCUCCUCCUGCUCCUCCACCUCCGCCUCCGCCUCCGACGACGACGCCGACCACCACCGCCGCCGCGGCAGCAGGCGCCACCACCACCCGCCAUCCUCCGCGUACGACGUCUGGAUCUCCGAGCCCACGUCCGUCGAGGAGCGCCGCCGCCACCUGCUCCACCGCCUCGGCCUCACCACCGACCCGCCGCCGCCGCCGCCGCCUCCUCGCCGCUCGCCAUCGCCUCCCGCGUCUCCCCCGGCCUCGCCUCCGGCGCCCGCGGAGGAGCCCAGAUCCGGCGGUGCGCUCGGGAGGCCCCCGCUGGCGCGGAACCCCAGCUCCAGCGGCGGGGAGCAGCAAUGCCGGAUCCGGAACCUGGACGACGGCACGGAGUUCGAGGUCGGGGAGGUGCAGGUGGUGCGGGAGGUGGGCACCGGCCGCCACCUCACCCUCGAGGAGUUCGAGCUCUGCGUCGGCCGCUCCCCGAUCGUGCACGAGCUCAUGAAGCGGGCCACCACCGCGGCCUCCGCGUCCGCCUCCGGGCACGCCGCCCCCGCGUCCAGCAAGCCCCGGAGGAAGCCCGGAGGCGGCUGGCUGCGUGGCAUCAGGCAGCUGGCGGGCACCGUCGCCUACGGCCGCCGCUGCGCCGACGAGGGGGACAAGGUCAAGGAGAAGAAGGAGAGGGAGGCUCGGCGCCUCAGCUCUGCCACUGAUGACAGCCUCGAUGGCACCGGCUCGCGCAAUGCGGGAAGGGUUCGGGUGCGCCAGUACGGGAAGGCGUGCAAGGAGCUCACCGGGCUGUUCAUGACGCAGGAGUUGGCUGCCCACUCCGGCUCCGUGUGGUGCAUCAACUUCAGCCUGGAUGGACGAUACCUUGCCACUGCUGGAGAGGACCGCGUGAUCCAUGUGUGGGAGGUGUCCGAGGGAGACCGAAAGGGCGAGUUGCUCGGGGAAGCUUCGGUGGCAAAGGAGAAUGGUGGUGGCUGCAGUCCGUUUCUCGCGAUUGUUGGGAAUGAUUCACCGGAGAUGGCUGCAUUGUCGUUCACCUGCGCCGAAGGGGGCUAUGUGGACAAGAGGAGAAGGCCGAGGAAGCAGAACAAUCACAAGUCUGUAGGGUCCGAUCAUCUGGUUGUUCCUGAGUGUGUGUUUGGUUUCACAGACAAGCCAGUCUGCUCACUUCUGGGGCAUGCUGCCGAUGUUCUUGAUCUGUCAUGGUCCAAAUCUCAGUACUUGAUCUCAUCCUCCAUGGACAAAACUGUUAAGCUCUGGGACAUCACUACCAGUACCUGUUUGAAAACAUUCUCUCAUACGGACUAUGUGACUUGCAUCCAGUUCAACCCUGUAGAUGAUAACUUCUUCAUUAGUGGAUCACUGGAUGAGAAAGUUCGCAUUUGGAAUGUCCGAGAUCGUAAGAUUGAGGAUUGGAAUGAUCUUCAUGAGAUGGUUACUGCUGCUUGCUAUUCCCCUGAUGGACAGGUUGCGAUGGUGGGCUCUCACAAGGGAAGCUGUCAUAUAUUUGAUACAUCUGAGAAGAAGCUUCAGUACAAAAGUCAGAUAGAUUUAAGAAUUAGGAAAAAGAAGUCAGGCCAGAAGAAGAUAACUGGCUUCCAGUUUGCUCCUGGAAGCUCCUCGGAAGUUCUGAUUACUUCUGCAGAUUCGAGAAUACGAGUUGUUAACGGCGAUGAAUUUGUUCACAAGUUUAAAGGGUUUCGGAACACGAGUAGCCAAAUCUCAGCUUCUGUAGCUCAGAACGGGAAAUACGUGAUCUGUGCCAGCGAGGAUUCUCACGUCUAUGUGUGGAGACAUGACAACAGUUCCCACCCUAGCAGGAGCAGGAGCACAGUUGACGUAACCAACUCAUACGAACAUUUCCACUGCCAUGGUGUGACCGUGGCUGUCACAUGGCCUGGUGCUGAAGCCCGAUGUUCGUUUGGACCUGGAAGCAGCAGGCACAGUGAUUCAGAUGGGGCAGUGAACUCUGGCCGGGACCUCCCAGUUGAGAACACUCGGCACAGCUCUGAUGCAGCUGAUAUCAGAUGCAACGAGAGCCCAGCUUGCGAAGGCGUGACCAGCAGAAGCACCAGCAGACAUCCAGGCGACGGAGCGUCCACGUCCUGGCCUGACGAAAAGUUGCCGUCAGCCAAGAGCAGCCCUGGUCACUGUUCCUCCGAUCUUUGCAUUGGAGCUAUGGAUGUCCAACGCCGGUCUGCGUGGGGCUUGGUGAUUGUCACCGCUGGACGGGGAGGCGAGAUCAGGGUGUUCCAGAAUUUUGGCUUCCCAGUCCAAGUGUAAAGCUAGCGUGAGAGCAUGCAGAUAGGGAGGGGUUUGUUUGGUUCUUUUUACUGUACAUAUAUCGGUAGAUCGUCGACAGUUUUUUUACUGAAAAGUUCUCCCUGUUUCCCUGUGUCGUUGGAUGCAUCGGAUUGUAGUCCAGAACCACACUACCAAUAUGCUUAACACUCUCACUUCUUGUUGAUACAGUGCAAAGCAUAGUGUAAUUGUAUGCUUAGAGCAACUCAUUCCAAUAGUUAUGUAAAUUUUAGCUCUCUAAAUCA
Zea mays is the source of this 3410-nucleotide messenger RNA. RefSeq names its product WD repeat-containing protein 44. The transcript has 7 exons. Lineage: Eukaryota; Viridiplantae; Streptophyta; Magnoliopsida; Poales; Poaceae. Gene Ontology annotation, molecular function: protein binding. The record is from RefSeq and is a predicted model, not a curated record. Bases 784 to 3147 code for a protein of 787 amino acids.